This is a messenger RNA of Oreochromis aureus, 3455 nucleotides long. It is a transcript of the gene foxn1, whose product is annotated as forkhead box N1. Bases 1040 to 2692 code for a protein of 550 amino acids. The record is from RefSeq and is a predicted model, not a curated record. Gene Ontology annotation, biological process: regulation of transcription by RNA polymerase II. Lineage: Eukaryota; Metazoa; Chordata; Actinopteri; Cichliformes; Cichlidae. The transcript has 9 exons. Gene Ontology annotation, molecular function: DNA-binding transcription factor activity, RNA polymerase II-specific; transcription cis-regulatory region binding.
UCAAGCUAUAGCUACGAGCUAAGGCUGCUGUUGUUCCUGGUUCAUUGGGAGGAUAGGAUAGGAAUCUACCUGUAUUGACAUACCUUUACUCCCUCUCUCACAUUCUUCGGUAUAUAUCUACCUCAAUUUCUUUUCAAGCUUAACAGCUGAUUUCUUAAAGAUUUUUAAACACUAGUUCUUAAAAUAUGGAGGAUCUUAAAGUGUACGUGGGAGCCGCCCGGUGGUCCUAAGAUUAGUUCGACUUCAGAUCCUGCAUACCGUAAGAAACAACUGGUGGGUAUGUCCACGAGGUAUGACAUUUACUGUUUCUGGUUACAUAAGAAACUAACAUUUCCAGACUGACUGCUUCUGUUCACUAGAGUAGCCAGUGGUGCUUUGAUUGCUGCAUAUGGUGCAUUUGUAUUCUUGCAGGCUUCAAAUGCACAAACGGUGUUGCCUGCGUUCACCCGUGCACAUGUUUGUUUGAACACUCAACAGUUAAAUGAAAACAGAUCAUAGUGAAGGCAGCCUUUGCCAUAGGCAAGCUCAGAAAGCAGGGCAAGAUGCCCACUCUGUGCUGUGAGCAGUGCUGUAUUUUAUGUCCCGUACAGACAGCCAACCAUUCUGCGAGGCAGAGAAAAGACUGAUGGAAGGAGGAAGAGAGGGCUGCCAGCUGCCAGCGACUGCACCAAGUAGAUCUUUUGAAACCUGUUCCAGCAGGUUUUUCUUUCUUAUUGCUGGGCUAGCUUGGACGAGUGCCACGCACACACACACACACAAACACACACACUCAAAACACGAGGAUGAUAUUCCGGGCUGCCAAAAUCUGAAACCAACCCAUCAACCAUUUCCAUACACAUUUAGACAGUCAAUCUAAUCGAAGUACCUCACUAUCAGGUAGAAGGAAGUGGGAGGUGCACAGGUCCACAGGGGAAAUAGACUUAAACUGUCAACAGAGGUUAGAGGGCUGAGUGAGAGAACCUGACUGGGACUUCAACUCCAGAAAGACAAGAAAGAGCAGCCACUGAAUCCAAAAACUAGCAGCAGGUUUUGGUGCAGGAUGUCACAGUCGCUGACAUUUUCCCCGAGCAGGAAAUCUCAUCAUCAAACGUCACCCCCCCAGACCAAAGAAGGCAGCUGCUUCACCCAGGAAGAGAGCAACACCUUGAGCCUGAGAACUGCAGCAGUGAGCAGGAGGCACAGCGCUGAUGGGAUGAUCAGUUCGCGGUCAGGGCGAGGGGACGUGGACUCUGACCGUUUCCACCCGUAUCAUCGACAGUUCAGUGAUGGAGCGGUGGCAGGGUGCCUCCAACAGUGCUCUUCUUCCUUUAGCAGUCUGCAUGAGGUGUGCAGUCCUGACAGUCAUUCACACAGCAGUGAUAUGCCACCAUCCUGGGACCAGUACAACGGCAGCAUUCAGAACUCAUAUCCAGAGCUACCAGGUGUACCUGUGGAUCCUCCCUGUUUUCUGUCUCAGAGCUAUCCAUCUUACAGCUCAGCAAGCCCUCAACAGCAGGUCUCUUCUAGACUGUAUCCUAACAACGACCAGUCCAGCACCUCAAAAUAUACUCUGUCCAGCCAGUCACACCAGGACGGCACCACACAGUCCAUCUUUCCUAAGCCCAUUUACUCAUACAGCAUUUUGAUUUUCAUGGCUCUGAAGAACAGCAAAACAGGAAGUCUCCCAGUCAGCGAGAUCUACAGCUUCAUGACUGAACACUUCCCAUAUUUCAAGACGGCUCCUGAUGGAUGGAAGAACUCGGUGCGGCACAACCUGUCCCUGAAUAAGUGCUUUGAAAAGGUGGAGAACAAGAAUGGCAGCACGUCUCGUAAAGGCUGCCUUUGGGCACUCAAUCCAGCCAAGGUGGACAAAAUGCAGGAGGAGCUGCACAAGUGGCGCCGGAAAGACCCCGUUACUAUUCGCAGGAGCAUGGCAAAGCCAGAAGAUCUUGACCGACUACUGGGAGAAAGACCGGAAAGACUCAGGUCUGUGCCACCGUACCCCAAAUCAGGCUCAUUAACCAGAGCGACCCCCGUCUACAACCCCACCGCUUUAACUUGUACUCCAGCUGAGCUUCGCCCAGCAUGCCAGCCCAUUUGCCAGUCACAGUAUGCUCACCUUCAGCCUCAGCAGCCGUGCUACCUCCCGCCUGCCGUCACACACCCCAGCAACUCAUUCGCCCUGUACUCACCCUGUGGACAGCAGCCUGCGGCCGGUAUCCCAUCAUCCACUGGAAGCCUCAACUCACCGGUAGCUGGGAAGAUACCGCCUGUUUAUAACAAUGCUCUCCAGUCUGAUUACAGUAUUGAGCCCAGGACCAUGCAGGAGUUUCUGCUGGAGGGAGACACCACUUAUGACAUUGACAUGCUCAACCCCAGUCUGACUGACCUGCAGCUGCAAGGUAACCUGUGGGAGGAGCUGAGAGUUGACAGUCUGGUGUCAGAGCCACAAGUUAGCACAAGCUCGUCCGCUACCUUUGUUCCUCAGAACCACCACAUCCAGAGCAGCGGCCUGCACAUCGCGCCUCCCAUCAGUCAGACAUCAGCUGUGGUUGCCAGCGGUCGUUGUGAAGCGGAGUACGAGGAUGGGGACGAAGGGCGAAACGUGGAGCAGCACGGCUGUUUCAGUGGACUAAAUCCUGUACUAUAUUCAGGAGUGGAGAGCUUGGCUGGGUAUCUGACCUCCUGCACUGCAUCCGUCUCUUUAAUGUAAACCUUCGCUUUUUGGAUUUGAUGUACCAUGUGAUUCUGAAUGAGGAAUAUAGUUUCAAGCAGUUUCACACUGCAGUGUAUGAUUGGUGGUAAUUUAAGUCAACCAAUCUCACCAGAGUCUGGUGAGAUUGGUUGUUGAGAUUUUCACUGCAUGCAGUCACAGUUACGCUGAUAGGAGAGCUUGUGUACAGUUAUUGUCUGAAACAUUUCUCCUCCUCCAUUUCUUCUUAUAGCUCCUGAUGAAUUAGACUAUUCAGUAUUAGAGUUUUACAAAGUGCAUGGAGUAGAGGAUAAACUCAGAUGGAUCAAAACCCCAGUAACACCUUAAUUCAGGCCAUUGCAAAGAAAGAGGUUAACAAACCACAAAUAUACCAGUCAAGCAAUAUUGUUGUUGCUGGAGUUUUUUGUACCUCUUCAUAAUUAGCCAAAAAAGUUUGGUACACAGAGGAGAAUAAGAGAAAUGGCUGAAUUAAAACUGUAAUUAAAGUACUUAAUAAAUAUAAAGCUGUCUUGCUAAAAAAAUAUAUAUUUUUGAAUGUAUCUAUUUAUUUACCCCUCCCAGAGUGUGUUGUCACAUUGGUAUUUUUGUGUAUCCCAGUAUUUUUAGGUAGUUUAAGGAAUUAUCAGUUUUUUUACUGUUUGUAAAAAAAUAAAAAUUAAAAAAAUUCAUGUACAAAUAAAUGUGAAUAAAUCAACUGCUCCUGUGUGAAUUUGUGCACAUUUAUGAGCUCUUUUAUGUGGUUAAUAAAAUGAGUAAAACAAAA